AGACAGAGAAAAAUGAAAUGAAAUUCAACGUCAAAAACCGCCGUCACUUGCUGUAUAAAAAUACAGUGGAUUUCGCUCAGUUUUUCAAUAUUUUGGGUAUUUUUGCCUUUAGCUAUUGCGAUCUGAAAAAUGAGUUUAGAAUGCACAAAUAUUAUAUGUAACUGUUAAGGUUGUGAUGUACAUUUUAGCCCGAUAUGGGAAAAUUCAGCACUUACAGAUAUUUAGAGUUAAAAGAUGAUACCUCAACUUCACAUAUCAGCGUAAGGGCCAGAGCCCUGAAGCAACCGCGAAGACUAAAGAAAAUAUUUAUUUUGCUGCUUGUACUUGCGCUAUGUGCUACAUAUUUUUUGGGGCUUUUCGCAGGCCAGACACAGUGGUUCGAUGGGCUGGCCAAGAGCCUGGGCUACGAGAGCGUCUACCACCAUGCCGUCAUCAUCGACGCCGGCUCCUCGGGGACAAGGGUGCUGGCCUACAAGUUUAGAGUGCCGUUCACAGUAUUUGGUCAGACUAGUCUGGACUUAGUGGAUGAAUAUUUUGAGGAGACAAAACCGGGCCUAUCUUCAUAUGUGGAUGAUCCGGAAAAGGGUGCGGAAACCAUAUUGCAUUUAGUGAGGAGGUCGGAGGAGCGCAUUCCUAUCGACGCCAAGAAGAAACGGUCGACGCCGCUGAUCGUUCGAGCGACCGCCGGCCUGAGACUCCUGCCCGCGGACAAAGCGGAUAUGCUCAUUAAAACUGUGUCGGAAGCGAUAAAACAGCUGGGUUACGAUGUGGGCGACAACAGUGUAGAGAUUAUGAAAGGCUCCGAUGAGGGCAUCUUCAUUUGGUACACGGUGAAUUUAUUGCACAAUCUCAUGGGAGUAGAGACCAUGGCGGCGCUGGACUUGGGCGGCGGCUCCACGCAGAUCACGUACCAGUUGGAAGAGGAGGACACCAAGCUGUUUCCACUCAGUGACCAGUACAUCGUGCCGGCCGGGGAGAAUAUCACCAUAUACACGCACAGCUAUUUAAAGUUGGGUCUGUUGGCGGCCCGAUACGGUACGUUCAGCCUCGAAGCCAGUGACAACACCUCCAGCGUGUUCAAGUCUGUGUGCGUUGAUCCUAUUGUACAAAAUGAAAAGUGGACGUACGGCAACAAGCAGUAUGUUAUUAGCGGCGCGGCGCGGCCGGACAGCAUGAAGCGCGACGCGGUGUACGCGCGCUGCCACGAGCUGGUGAAGCGCUACGUGCAGCUGACGCUGGACUGGGAGCCGCGCACGGCGCCGCGCGGGGCCGUGGCCGCCAUGAGCUACUUCUACGACGUGGCGGCCGACGCCGGGAUUAUUGAUGUAAUGAAAGGCGGCACCGUGUCCGUGGCGCAGUACCGAGCGAGCGCCAUCAAGGCGUGCUCGGCGUCCAACGUCGACCAGCCGUGGGCGUGCGUGGACCUCGUGUACGUGGUCACGCUGUUGCAAGACGCGUACAAGAUACGGGACAAUGAGCGCAUAUCGCUUUUCAAAAAGGUGGACGGUCACGAAGUGUCAUGGGCCCUGGGGCUCGCUUACACCACAGUGAUGCACCGCAUCGCCACCGCACCAGCGGCUUAGCGUUAGCGAUACUGACUUUAUUUAUAGUAGGGGAGCCGAAGAGGGGAUUUUUGGAUGUACUCGAGCGCGACAGACGAACAUAAGGAACUAUAGGUUGCACGUUGUUGAGUACCUCCACCAAGUAUUUGCCCUUAAUAUUGAUGGGUAUGUUUGAGGCAAUAAAAAAAGCUAACAUCAGAAAUACUUAACCAGCACGUCAGAUAGGAUAAUGUUAGUUGAUAGUUAAAAGGUGUGCAUUUCGAAAAUCUAACAAUUGGAGGGAAUGGGAGGGUUCAAAGUUGCAAAAUAAUCCCUUGUACCCUUGUAAUCCUAUUCUCGAGCAACGAGCGCGUUUAAUACUUUUUUAAUUUUAAAGAAAAUUAUCCCCUGAAGAUUCGCUAUUUUCGGCCGAUUUCAGUUAGCCGAAGUAAAAAAUUGUCUUAAAGUCUGCAGUUUUUUACCCCGACGCUAAGAGCAAAAAAAAAACAUUAUACGAAAUACCUAUAUCUACCAAAUUUAAUCAGUCCAUAUGACGCUUAAGUAACUCCGAAUUUUGCAGCCUGGGCUCCCCUACUAUUGCAUUCAUUAUAUUUUAUAUUAUAAUCCUGAUUUAUUUCACUCUUAUUCCUAUUAGUUCAAUUCGAGAAAAUUGAUUAACAGAGAUUAUUAUUAAUUUAUUAUAAUUUCUAUUAUCGCUUAAUGUUCCUCGUUUUAUUGAUUUUAUAAAAUGACAUUAUGAUUGAUUUCUGUAUAUUUAUUUAAUUACAAUUUGACAAAAAAAUACAUUGAACUGAAACUGUUUAGACAAAUUAACUAUAGAAAUAGAAAAAAUGUAUUUUUCGGGCGUCAACGUGAUUAAGGAUUUUGAUAUUAACGAUUAAGAUUUUUCAAAGUUUUUACACUGAAUUUUGUAAUAAUAUCGACUCAAUUUUUAUACUGAUGUUGUUUUCAAGACUUUUUGUCGACGCAAUUGAUUUUCUACUUUUAAUAUGCUCGUUUACUCACGUGUUUGUAAAAAAAAAAAAUAAACUGUACUCUGCAUACUCGUUUUGUACGUGUUUAUAGUUCGCACUAAAUCUUAAAUUCAGCGAACAACGCUUUGUAAUAGAAUACGCGUUCAUUGAGUUCUAUGUUGACUAGAGAAGCUGUUCCAAGCAAAAACAAUGUCGCAUAUACUAUGUGCGCUGUAGCACGGUGCGGGUGACAGUUGCCUUAUGUCGUUCAUAACGCCUUGAACAUACUAUUAUCGUGAAUCCAUUGACCUCUUAUUAUAAAAGGACGCACAGUCAUGUAGAAAAUUUCACUUAAAAACUGGCCAGUUUUGCUUUGACAGUUUUAGAAUUACUGGUAAGGAAAAUUGUACCUAAAGGCCUUUUAAUAAAGUCCAAUAUUCAAUAAAAUCCCAAAUUCAGAUCAAAUUCAACCUUAAGGAUUGAGUUUAAAGUUGAAUUUACAAAUGCGACUACUUGAAUUGAGUGCCAAGAAAUUGUGUUUGGCACUCAUUGAGUGUUGUGAGUGAGUGAGAGUUUUUUGGUUGCUGAUUGUGCAUCCACUUUUUAAUAGGAAAUCGCUGCGUGAAUCGCGAAACUUUCAAGAGUUAAACGAACUGUCACCCGCACCAUGCUAUAGCGCACGAACUAAAGCUAAUUGUAGUAUUUGCUGCACAAGUGUGACACUAGUUAACUCUACCCAUACUAUUUUACUAUGCAGCGCUAGAUCACUUAAAGAAUAUUUCUUGCGACCUUAAUGCCAUGAAUUAUGUGGUGCUUACCCUUUUCACUCAGCUUAGUUAGCUAGUGAGAAAGUAUGAAGUGGGGCGAUAUCGCCGCAGCUGAACGGCAGUAGAUAUGAGCGGUGUCUUCUCUAGUAUGUAUAGUAACUCAAUGUAUGCAUUGCAUUAUUCUUUGUUGACAUCAAUGCCAUUGCACUGCAGGCUAAUUCACUAUCUUUGACGUAUGCUAACUUAUACGAAAUUGAGAACUUUUAUGUAACAAAUGUCAUCCGAUGCUUACUGGUGGAUAUUAUAUAGUAUGUAGAUGACACUUUGUCAAUUGACUUGUUGUCCACUACAAUAUGUUGAUAUCAAAGAGCAAGAUAGUGAAUCAGCUGCAGGCUAAUUCACUAUCUUUGACGUAUGCUAGUUGACAUUUACGAAAUUGAGAUUCUAUGUAACAAAAUGUCAUCUGAUGCCUACUAGUGGAUAUCAUCAGUAGGUAGAUGACAUUUCUCAAUUGAUGUGAUGUUUAUUUUAAUAGGUUGAUAAUAAAGACCGAAAUAGUGAAUAGGCCAGCUGGUUGUAUAUCCACGUACUUUUAAUAAUCAAAUGCUUUAGUGCGAAUUAUAAAGCUUAUUUUUCUUUGUUAUAUUCAAGAGAUUUCUAUGACUUUAUAGUGCUAAUUGAUUACUGAUGUGCCUGUAUUUGAACCAGUGAGAACUAUGCUUAACAAAAUUAAUGUGCAACACGCAAGUUCUUAUUUUACACUCUUCGUACGAACUGUAAACAUAAUUUUUCAUAUAAAUAAUAUUGUCUAAUUUCUUACUGUGUCUUAAUGGUUGUAUUGUAAAAACAAUAAAUUUUAUUUAUUUUACUAUUACUACACCAAUAUAACAAUUAUGUUAUUGCUUUGUCAAAAUAAUAAAAUAUUACCAUUGUGCUGUGUUAAUUUUAUGGUGACCAUGUGAUUUUCUAUGAAUUUUACAUAAAUAAUAUUGUAUGUGAAAUAUUUCAUUGUGAAUAAUAAUAGUAUUUAAAUGACAUACUUAUUCGAAUAGAUCUUACUGUGUAUUUUGUGAUAGUGAAAAUUAAAGCGUCUAUUUAUAUUUAUAUAUCUUCGGCUGGAUGGAUGGGGUUGUAACAGAUGUUACAGAAAUAAUCUACUCGGACUGUUGCUAGAGUUUUGUGCGACUGUAUAGUACUUGCCAGUUUGUGUACUUUUUGUAUGGAGAUCAGCGACCUUUUUUUUUUUUUUUUUUUUUUUUUUUUUUAUUCUUUACAAGUUAGCCCUUGACUACAAUCUCACCUGAUGGUAAGUGAUGAUGCAGUCUAAGAUGGAAGCGGGCUAACUUGUUAGGAGGAGGAUGAAAAUCCACAGCCCUUUCGGUUUCUACACAGCAUCGUACCGGAACGCUAAAUCGCUUGGCGGUACGACUUUGCCUUAUUAUGUAUCUCGGUGUGCCAUUCAAAUAGUGAGUCACUACAUCGUUUUUCAUCUUAUAUUCGUUUUGGUGAUCAUUUGACAUACUUAUUUCAACGAAAUGAUCUUGACUACACCAUUUUACAUCCAAUGACAGUGAUUUUUUGUUUUAAAGAUCAUCUAACUUUAAUAUUUUAACGAAAUUACGUAAAUACCAGAUUUUUGUUAAAAUAACGUUACUGUAAUGUAAAUUUACGUAAAAUGAGGAUAAUUAUGUAAUUUCGUUGUAAAAACAAAAUUAGAUGAUUGCAUAAACGAAAAUACGAUGAAAAGCGAUGUACCUAGUGACUGUUUACUCGUAUUUGAAUGGUACACUGAGGUACAUAAUAACCCUGCAGAUGUAGUGCGUAUUACGUUGAAUGUACGUCAGAUGCAUUGCGUAUUACAUUGGUUGAACGUCAGGUGCAUUGCGUAACACAUUGGUCGGACGUAAGAUGCAUUGCGUAUUACAUUGGUCGGACGUCAGAUGCAUUGCGUAUUACAUUGGUCGGACGUCAGAUGCAUUGCGUAUUACAUUGGUCGGACGUCAGAUGCAUUGCGUAUUACAUUGGUCGGACGUCAGAUGUAUUGCGUAUUACGUUGAUUGCACGGCAAAUGUUUUGGCGUAUAACGUUAGUCGGUGAAGGUCGUUUCUAAUACUGAUCUUAGACAAUUAGAAAAAACCUACACUCAUUUGUUUAUUGGAUGAUAAGUGAUUUAUAUCAAAAUGCGAGUAGGUUGCCUCAAAAACUUUGGCCAAACUAUCAUUAAUUAUAGUUAAUAAUAGUUUGGCCAGGAAAUUUUACACAACCUGCUAUAUAUUUUUCAACGUACUAAAGAUAGAAGACACUCCAUCCAUUCAGAUGGGUGAAGGUCGUUUCUAAUACGGAUCUUAGACUAGUAGAUGCAUUACGUAUUACGUUUGUCGUACGGCAGACACAUCACGUAUUACGUUGGUCGGGCAUUAGAUGUAUUUAUUAUUUUUUGUUAUUUUUUUUGUAGACCUUGUUAAUUAAUUUAGAGAUUUGUCAAUAAUGGGGUGCACUCAUUCUUACCAGAUAUUAUUUUUAAAAAGUAUUAUAUGUAUUUGGGAAUCUCAACAGUGAAAAAAUAAUUGAAAUUUUUAUUUAAUCUACUAGAAGACUUCAUAAUUUCAGACAUACUUAAUGAUUUCUCUACUUGAUAUCAAUGCUCAAAUUUAGCAAAUAACUAUUAUAGACAGAGAGCCAGCGACACCCAGACCUUCGUCAUUUUAUAAAAGCUGAAAGUUUGUCAGCUCAUGCUUCUACCUUAAAUAUCAAAAUCGUAACCAUCUAUGGCGCUUGGAUUGUGGUGGCUUUGAUAUAGCAGGUUUCAAGGAUCCAGACCCUCAAAGUACCUAUAAAGUAUGUUUUUUUUUACAUUUCUAUCGGCAUAAUAUGAGAAAUUAUAUCCCUUUCCGCCAGAAACUUGGCUUUAUGGCAACCCUUCGCUAGAUACCCUUGAAGUUUCAAGUAAAAUGGUGUUUUUCGAAGGGUUGCCGCGAAACUAAGUUACUGGCGACUGGGAAUAUAAUUUCUCAUAUUAUGCCGAGGGAAACAAAGAAAAAAUUACACUUUUUAGUUAGACGGUUGAGGGUCCUUAAAAUCUGCCACCACGGUCAAAACUCCAUAAUUGGCUACCGUACUUACGUAGGUAGGAUCAUGAGCUGACAAACUUUCAGCUUAUAUAAAAUGACGAGGGUAAGUUCACGGGCUCUUAAGACUAUUAAUUUUCUUAUAUAUAUUUUUGUGUUUAGUUAACUUUAAGUAUAAAUAAUACUGAUGUCUGAAAGUUUAAGUUCCUAAUGCAAAUAACUUCAAGUUGUCUAUCGCCUGGAGUCUGGACAUACGCGCACAACACUAAUGCACACAAAUGAGUCGACUUAUGUUCUGUAGUCGAAUAUUUUAAUUUAUAAAUAUUGUAUAAGAGGAAGAAAACAUUUUCAGUUUAAUAUAAAUAGUGAUGUAAAAUGUUUUAAAAUUAGUUACACAUUUCUGGGACUCUGGUCGUGUUAUGGCAGUCACACACGUUGAUGUUUUAAUUGCAGUCCCGUUUCAUUAUAGAUUGUAACAUCUAUUUUAGAAUUUAAAUUAUCGUGAGUGUUAUUCAUAUAUUUUUUUUUUUAUAAAACAUGUCUAAAACUCACGUGAUAUAACGUCGGAGUAUACCCGACUAAUUUUGAACCUGUACGGGGCCCUUUUUUAUGAGAUUGUAUCAUUCUUUUAGCGUGGUUUCAGUCAUGUUCUGGCCAAUAAAGCUGACAAGUUUGUUUGUUUGUACAUGCUUAUCUUUGAAUUUUAUUUCAGUUUACGAUGUAUGUAAUGUAGACGUUGCAGGCCACAACUACAGAUAUUACCUGUAUUUAUUAUCAUACUUGUCGCACUAGAGGUCGAUUUAAUAGUUAAAAAUCUUUUAUAGAGUUAUUCGGGUAAUACAACUGAAAUUAUUAAAAAAUCAUGGCCUAUGUUAUUUAAAAAAAAUCCCUACUGUUUACUGUACUUCUGAUACCUAUUGUCUCACAUAAAAGGGUCGCAUAUUGUGUUUAUUCUUUUAUUUAGUGUUUUAAUUGAAUUUUAAAACACGGGUGCAUUUACCAUUGCGUUAUAAUGUGACGUGUGUAGCUGCCAUUACAGAUGUCUUUUCAUUAGCUUUCAUUGCACUGUUUAUCUAUUGUAAGUGACUAGCGGAUCGGUGUUUAAGUAAAUUGUACAAAAUUUAAUAAAUGUUAUAUUUUA
Bicyclus anynana (squinting bush brown) is the source of this 7491-nucleotide messenger RNA. RefSeq names its product ectonucleoside triphosphate diphosphohydrolase 5 (gene NTPase). NCBI's taxonomy places the organism in Eukaryota, Metazoa, Arthropoda, Insecta, Lepidoptera, Nymphalidae. Gene Ontology annotation, biological process: nucleoside diphosphate catabolic process. The transcript has 11 exons. Gene Ontology annotation, cellular component: membrane. Bases 195 to 1583 code for a protein of 462 amino acids. Gene Ontology annotation, molecular function: UDP phosphatase activity; GDP phosphatase activity. The record is from RefSeq and is a predicted model, not a curated record.